This is a messenger RNA of Eucalyptus grandis, 2291 nucleotides long. RefSeq names its product DEAD-box ATP-dependent RNA helicase 52B. Bases 575 to 1966 code for a protein of 463 amino acids. The record is from RefSeq and is a predicted model, not a curated record. The transcript has 6 exons. Gene Ontology annotation, molecular function: ATP binding; RNA helicase activity; RNA binding. Gene Ontology annotation, cellular component: nucleus. Lineage: Eukaryota; Viridiplantae; Streptophyta; Magnoliopsida; Myrtales; Myrtaceae.
UACGCUGCAAGCGAAGGCUAAGAAAGAUGGCGUGGAACGAGCCGUUCGGCGAGUCGGCUCACCGGCCCGGUCGCCCCCCCGGCCGGCCCUUCUACGCCCCUCCCCACGUCAGGCGGGACGACGACGGGUAUUUCGGCCCCGGCGCCGGCGACCCGGCUUGGUCCCGCCCCCGAUUCGGCGCCUUCGACGCCGGGCCCCCCCGCGGCCGCGGCCGGGGCCGGGGCCGCAGCCGGAGCCGCGGCCGCCGAGGCGGAGAUCGCUUCCCGGCCGCCGAGCGGAGGUGCGGCGGGACGCGAGCCCCGAGCGGGAUUUCGGCUCGCUCGACGUGGCUGCCGAGUUCGGCGACCUCGAUGUCGUCGUCGAGGAGAGCGACGACGCCGGCGCCAUCAACUUCGCCGCGUACGAGAACGUGCCGGUGGAGGCCAGCGGCUCCGACGUCCCGCCGCCGGCGGGCACGUUCGAGGAGAUCAACUUGGGGGAGGCGCUGAGCCUGAACAUCAGGCGUUGCAAGUACGCGAAGCCGACGCCGAUACAGCGUCACGCGAUCCCGAUAGCCGUCGCCGGGCGCGACCUCAUGGCGUGCGCACAGACCGGGUCCGGCAAGACGGCCGCCUUCUGCUUGCCGAUCGUCUUCGGGGUCUUGCGCGAGGGCUCGAAGAGAGAAAGGCACCCGUCGUCGAGAAGAACCGCGUGUCCUUCGGGCCUCGUUCUGUCUCCGACGAGGGAGUUGGCUUGUCAGAUAUAUGAGGAGGCGAAAAAGUUUGCAUAUCAAACUGUUGUGAAAGUCGCUGUUGUAUAUGGUGGUGCGCCAUUUGGUCAGCAGGUUCGCACCCUGGAAAAAGGUGUCGAUAUUUUAGUUGCCACACCUGGUCGGUUGGUGGAUAUGAUUGAAAGAGAUAAAGUCUCUCUAAGGAAGAUUAGAUAUUUUACUAUGGAUGAAGCUGAUCGUAUGCUAGAUAUGGGCUUUGAGCCCCAGAUUCGCAAGAUUGUCGAACGAAUGGACAUGCCACCAUCUGGAGCAAGGCAGACAAUGCUAUUCAGUGCUACUUUUCCAGAUGAUAUACAGAGGCUGGCGUCCGAUUUUCUCUCUGAUUAUAUAUUUCUUGCCGUUGGAAGGGUAGGCUCCAGCACGGAUCUGAUUGCUCAAAAGGUUGAAUUUGUUGAUGAUAAGGAUAAGAGAAGCUUUCUUGUGGAUCUUCUUCAUUCCCAAGGAAAAAAUGGAUGUGUUGGCAGCAAGCAAGGUUUGACUUUAGUGUUUGUUGAGACAAAGAGGGGAGCAGAUGCCCUUGAGAACUGGCUGUUGAGAAGUGGCUUUCAUGCUAUUGCUAUACAUGGAGAUAAAGUUCAAAUGGAAAGAGAGCGAGCUCUGAGAUCAUUCAGAAGCGGAACCAUUCCAAUUAUGGUAGCGACAGAUGUUGCCUCACGAGGUCUUGAUAUCCCACAUGUUGCUCAUGUUAUAAACUAUGACUUGCCCAAAAGUAUAGAUGACUAUGUGCACAGGAUUGGCCGGACAGGCCGAGCUGGUAAAUCUGGGUUGGCUACUGCAUUCUUCAAUGGAAAGAAUUUGUCACUGGCAACAGCUCUCGUGCAACUUAUGCAAGAGGCCAAUCAGCAAGUCCCUUCUUGGCUCGGUGAGUGUGCCGAACAGUCAGGUAGUCGUAGCCAUGGCCUGGCUCGAAAUCGUAGGGCAAGCAGGUUUGGCGGCAAUGACUUCCGAAGAGGUCCAAAAUCUAGCAAUAGGAGUUACUCUUCUUCUAGCAGUUACAGAGAUGCGCAUACUUACGGUUCUGGUGAAAAUUAUUAUGCCGACCCUCCCAGCACCGAUGUUUACGGCUAUGCUGCUGCUGACUCGUACCUUUCAGCAAGCCACGGUUAUUAUGAUGCUGCUAAUAACAAUUCCCGCGCCAAUGAGUCGGACGGGUAUGGCACGAGCCAUGGAUCAGUCAUGGCCAGCGGAUGGGAGUAGCCUCGCCUCGCCUCGCCUUGGUCCCGCUUUUGCAUCUUUUUUGUGUUGACACAGCACAUUCACACAUGAAGUAUAUAAUUUUAGCUUCGGCACAAUGAUAGGAGAGCUAUUCAAGAAUUACAUACGGGUCGGGAACUGGGAAAUGCAUUCGGUUGUUCCGACUUCGCAGCUUUUUCUUUUUGCCGUCUUGGGAGUUUGCCCGGGGCCAGGGGAAGUUGCUUCCAGCUUGUUUUAGAUACACUUACCUGACCUUGUGCUGAUGUAUUAUCUUGAGCAUGACCUCAUCUUUCGUCAAGCCCCACCUUCAUGUCGGGGUUCCUGGUUC